Messenger RNA from Entrophospora candida, 1733 nucleotides. Lineage: Eukaryota; Fungi; Glomeromycota; Glomeromycetes; Entrophosporales; Entrophosporaceae. The record is from the annotation of a GenBank genome assembly.
CUUUUGUUAAAGGAGAAACAAUUGUACCCAAAUUAUUAUUUGACCAUGAAGCUGCUAAUAUUAAAAAAGAAUCAUCUGAGAAUAUGAAUACUACAUCUCCUCCAAAGAUUUAUAAACCACAACCAUUUAUUACAGCCAAGAAAGUUGAGCCUAAGCCUGAUGCUAUAGAACAUUAUAAUGAUAAAGAGGAAGUUAAAGAAGAUAGAAAUAAGAGAAAACGUAAUUUAGAUGCAUUUUUAGAGGAGAUUAAGCGUGAACAAGAAGAGAGAGAGGACAGAUUAAAGCAAAAACAUGCAAAAUUAGCAGGAGCUGGUGUACCAAAUGAGACUAGUAGUGGUGAUGAAAAUUUAAAUGCUUCACUUACUGUUAAAGCAGCUUUUGAAGAUCGCCCUGGUUCUCAUGAUACAGGUGAUCCAAAUACAACUAAUUUAUAUGUUGGUAAUAUUAGUCCAGAGGUGAAUGAAGAAAUGCUUUGCAAAGAGUUUGCAAAGUAUGGUCCAAUUGCAAGUGUCAAAAUUAUGUGGCCACGCACACAAGAAGAAAAAGAUAGAAAUCGAAACUGUGGAUUUGUCAGUUAUAUGGAUAGAGAAUGUGCAGCUCAAGCUUUAAAAAACAUGGAUGGUAAAGAUUUAUUGGGUUAUCUUAUGCGAGUUGGAUGGGGAAAAGCAGUCCCUAUUCCACCCAAACCUAUAUAUGUUUUAAAUGAAAGUAGUUGUCCACCACCAAGUGGAUUACCUUUUAAUGCUCAAAUGGUUCAUUCAAAAGCAUAUACCAACAUUCCGCCACCAAAUUCAAAUAGUGUAUUUCCUAGACUUGAAGUACAAGUCAACAAACCAGAAGCUCAUCAAAUAGUCAAGAUAAUACACCGUAUGGUUGAAAGGGUUGUGAAAUAUGGGCCACCAUUUGAAGCUAUAAUUAUGGAUCGUGAAUGGAGUAAUCCAAAAUUUUCAUUUUUAUUCCAAAAUGAUUCACUUGAGCAUGUGUAUUACAGAUGGAAAUUAUAUUCAAUCCUUCAAGGAGAUCAAAAAAAUAGGUGGAAUACUGAAGCUUUUCAUAUGUUUGAUGAAGGUCCUAUAUGGGUUCCUCCAGAAAUUCCAUUUGAUGAAGUUGCAACUAAUGAAACAUUAGAUUCUGAUGAGGAUGAUGAGCAUGAAAGAGAACGUGUACCAAAAGGUACACUUGGUCCUAAAGCUAAACACAGAUUAGAAGCAAUGCUUAGAAAGUUAACAUUUAAUCGUGGUGCUAUAGCAAAAACUAUGGCAUUUUCUAUUGAUCAUUCAGAUGCUGCUGAUGAGAUUGUAGAAAUUAUCUUUAAAACACUUACCAUCAAAGAAACACCAAUUUCAACAAAAGUUGCAAGAUUAUACUUAGUAUCAGACAUUUUACACAAUAGUAGUGUUUCUAUUCCUAAUGCAUGGAAGUUUCGAACUGGGUUUGAGAGCAGAUUGCCAGAAAUAUUUGAACAUUUAAAUGAAAUAUACAGAUCAAUAACUGCAAGAUUAAAAGCUGAGACAUUCAGGAGACAAGUUAUAACAAUUCUUGGUGUUUGGGAAAAUUGGAUAGUUUUUCCACAACCAUAUAUUGAAUCAUUAAAUAAUAAAUUUAUGAAGAAUACAAAAGAGUCUAACAAUAAUGGAACUACUACAAAUAUCUCAACAGAUACAAUUGAAGCUAUAUCAACAGGAGAAGAAAAUACUACAGCAAUAACAACAAGACCACCAUCUACCUCCUAA